Argentina anserina (silverweed cinquefoil) is the source of this 2859-nucleotide messenger RNA. Its product is annotated as G-type lectin S-receptor-like serine/threonine-protein kinase At4g27290. Gene Ontology annotation, molecular function: protein serine/threonine kinase activity; ATP binding. Lineage: Eukaryota; Viridiplantae; Streptophyta; Magnoliopsida; Rosales; Rosaceae. The record is from RefSeq and is a predicted model, not a curated record. Gene Ontology annotation, biological process: recognition of pollen; protein phosphorylation. The transcript has 7 exons. The coding region runs from base 1 to 2490 and encodes 829 amino acids.
AUGAGAUACUCUAUAUUGCUAGCUUUCUCUUACGUUUUGCUGUCUUCAAACUCACUCAUUUCAUUUGCAGAGGAUACUUUAAGGCCAAACCAGGCUUUAACAAAUGGCCAGACUUUGGUGUGUUCAAGCCAAAGGUUUGAGCUUGGGUUCUUCACCCCAGGAAGCUCAAACAACAGCUUUUUGGGUAUUUGGUACAAGAAUAUACUCCCUCUCACUGCGGUUUGGGUGGCCAACAGAGACGACCCUAUAGUUCUUGGUUCUUCUUCCGCAAGUUUAUCUCUAGGCUCUUCAGGAUUUUCGAUUUCCACUAAUGAGUCUUUGACUGUGUGGUCUGUGAAUGUCUCUGCUGUCUUAAGUAGUCCCAUACUGCAGCUCUUGGACAAUGGCAAUUUGAUCUUGACAGAGGAAAGUGGUGCAGGUUCAGAGGGGUAUGUGUUUUGGCAGAGUUUUGACUACAUUACAGACACUUUAUUGCCAGAAAUGAAGCUUGGCUGGAAUUUGUCCACUGGCUUUAACCGGAAUAUGACAUCGUGGUCAAACUCCGGUAACCCCUCCACCGGAGUAUAUUCUUUCAGUGUGGAUCAGCCUGAUCAAGCACCUCAGUUGGUGGUUAGGAGACAGUCGACUGUGAAAGUAAAUAGAUGGGGGCCUUGGGAUGGAGUCAGAUUCAGUGGCAGCGGUGAGCUUAGCCCCAAUCCGGUGUUCACUCCAAUUUUCACUAUAAGCAGUGAAGAUGUCUAUUACACAUUUAAGCUUGUAGAAGAGUCUACUCUAUCAAGGUUUGUGAUGAAUCCAGAUGGUACGCUUAUGUACUAUACUUGGAGAGCAAGCGACAAUGAAUGGGGUAGUGUGGUGACACUUCAACUGAGCACUUGUGAUGGGUAUGGGAUUUGUGGUCCGUAUGGCAGUUGUGACACCAAUGGUCCUAGUUGUGUAUGUUUGAAAGGAUUUGCUCCCAAGUCACCACAGGAAUGGCAGAUGCUCACUUGGACCAGAGGCUGCGCGCGAAAAUGGGACUUGGAUUGUAAGAAUGGGGAUGGCUUUGUUAGGUAUGAGGGAUAUAAGUUGCCAGAUAGUUCAUUCCUGUUUGCAAACCGGAGUUUGAGCCUCAAGGAAUGUGAGGCAGAGUGUUUGAAGAGCUGUUCUUGUACGGCUUAUACUAUACUUGAUAUUCAUGCAAGAGGGGGAGACUGUGUAAUGUGGUUUGAUGAAUUGGUAGAUAUGAGAAACUAUCCGGAUGGCGGAGAAGAGAUUUACAUUCGAAUGGCAAGAAAAGAAAUAGAGUCCAUUGCUGAUGCUAAGAAGAAAAAGAGAAUGAAAGUGAUUAUCAUUAUUAUAGUAUCAUCACUUGGUGGAAUGCUUAUAUUUGGUGUCAUUAUCUGCAUGGUUAAUCGGUCUAGGAAGACAAAGAGGAGACUCAGGAGAGCUCAAAGCAGCGACAAUCCAUAUCAAGUACACAGGGAAGAGUUGCAAGAGGAUGACCCUGAGUUACCUAUCUUGGAUUUUGAUACUAUUUCCGCUGCUACUGACCAAUUUUCUCUAGAAAGAAAAAUUGGAGAGGGUGGAUUUGGUACUGUAUAUAAGGGUGUAUUACCUUCUGGACAAGAAAUUGCAGUGAAGAGGCUGUCAGUGCAUUCUGGACAGGGCCUCCAAGAAUUCAAGAAUGAGGUUGCCUUGAUUGCGAAGCUUCAACACCGGAAUCUUGUGAAGCUUUUGGGAUGCUGUAUACAAAGAGAAGAAAAGAUGCUAAUUUAUGAGUACCUUCCCAACAAGAGCUUGGACCAAUUCCUAUUUGAUAGAACAAGAAAAGAAGUACUGACUUGGAGGAAACGAUUUGACAUUAUUAUUGGAAUUGCACGAGGACUACUAUAUCUUCAUCAGGACUCCAGGCUGAGAAUUAUUCAUAGGGAUCUCAAGGCAAGCAACAUUUUACUAGACAAUGAGAUGAAGUCCAAAAUUUCAGACUUUGGAACAGCAAGAAUUUUCGGGGGAGAACAGACAGAAGAAACGACUAGGAGAGUGAUUGGGACAUAUGGUUAUAUGUCUCCUGAAUAUGCUAUGAGUGGACACUUUUCUGUGAAAUCAGAUGUAUUCAGCUUCGGCGUGUUGGUCUUGGAGAUAAUAAGUGGCAGAAAGAGUUCAGGAUUUCAUCACCCUGAGCAUGACCUCAAUCUUCUGGGACAUGCAUGGAAUCUGUGGAAUGAAGGAAAUCUAUUGGAACUGCUGGAUGCACAGAUAGAGAAAGCUUCUUCUGUCAAUGAAGUGACAAGAUGUAUUCAAGUAGCCCUUCUGUGUGUGCAGCAAAGGAUGGAUGAUAGACCAACCAUGUCAACCGUGUUAUUAAUGCUUUCUCAUGAGAAUUUUGUGAUGCCUCAACCGAGAGAACCUGGUUUUGUUACUGAACUUCUUUCCGCUGGGGAUACAUCUUCAACUGGAAAGCAUCUUCAUACUGCUAAUGAUGUAACUGUAACAAUCCUAGAUGGACGGUAAAUACACCAUCGAAGUGAAGACAGAUCAGACCAAUUUAUUUGUAGAAAAGAGGAAGAUAAAUGGAUCUUCAGUCUUUCUUUUUGUGCAGUUUAACAUAUAGGAAAUUUAUUGAAUGUAACAUAUCUUCGAUAGUAUAGAAGUUUUGUAUUUGAUCACACAGAUUUUUAGUUUCUGAUGUAUAACAGUUGUUUUUCAGAUCACAAUAAUUUGUGAAUACAAGGAAUUAGAGAGGAAAAAGCAAAAGAAACAGUCCUUCUCCCAAGUUUCCUCCAGCCUGGAUUGGAAACACUUGCACAGACAAAUAAAACAGAGACACACAAAACUUCCAUCAUAAACCACAUAACACUUCCCUUUUCUUGACAUAUAGCU